UUUAUUGCGUAUAAUGGGCGGCUUUGAUGCGUCUAGAAUAUUACCUUAUUUGAGCCAAUCACGCUGAGUAUGUGGAAUGAAGUAGGUGUAUGUCGAAAUUGCAAUUUUUUAAAAGUUGACGAUGAGGCAUCCUGUGCUGCAACUAUACGCGCAAUGUCUGCGCUCAGCACGUCGCUGCCCGCAGUGGGAGCAGCGCGAGAUGAUGAAGACAUAUGUAAGAAUGAAAUUUCGAGACGAAGUAAACACACAAAAUCUGGAUCGAGUGCAGACGCUGCUAGCGGAUGGUUGGGAGGAGCUUAACCGCAUGAACUAUUAUCAUUCAAUCUACGAGGCGAAGCAGAGAGAGCAAACUACGCCUUCGGUAGCAGGCCCUGCGGUUGUGAGUAAAUCUCAGCGACCAUUUAUUUGUCUCAAGUGCCAAGCCACGUAUUCGUCAGAGCAGGCCAAUUUCUGUGCUAAUUGUGGUACAAAGCGACCUACAGACGAAACUCAUCAAUACAGACAAUUCUGAGAAGUCGAUCCAUCCAGAAAAUUGCAGCAUCCUCGAAAAGGUCAAUGCCGUCAUCUUGAUAACGAGGAAUUUCUUUCUUGGUGUAUGUUGCUUUUUAAGCUGAAGUAUCUGUAUU
Messenger RNA from Plasmopara halstedii, 626 nucleotides. Its product is annotated as Complex 1 LYR protein. The transcript has a single exon. Bases 122 to 511 code for a protein of 129 amino acids. Lineage: Eukaryota; Oomycota; Peronosporomycetes; Peronosporales; Peronosporaceae. The record is from RefSeq and is a predicted model, not a curated record.